Messenger RNA from Argentina anserina (silverweed cinquefoil), 808 nucleotides. RefSeq lists its product as uncharacterized. Lineage: Eukaryota; Viridiplantae; Streptophyta; Magnoliopsida; Rosales; Rosaceae. The coding region runs from base 93 to 722 and encodes 209 amino acids. The record is from RefSeq and is a predicted model, not a curated record. The transcript is spliced from 6 exons.
AAAUAACCAACCUCAUUCGCGCCGGUUCUAAUUACACUUGUGGCAGCAGCGCCAUUGAAACGCUGCGUUUUGAUCGUUAGCACCGCCAAACUAUGGGUGCCGCAGAAUCCUCAUUCUCGAGCUCACAGAGCCGGCCGGCGGAUGAAAUCACCACCGUGUCGGAGCGAUCGGAGGUGGCCGAUCCGAUAUUAGAGAGGCUCAGAUCCCUAAGAAUUUCGACGCCGUUAUUGACCUCACCACCUAGUGAGGGGAGCUUGACUGACAUUUUAGUAAGGAAGCCUUCGUCUUCUUCAGCUCCCAGUAUUGUGGAUCCGAAAGUGCUGUUGGAACUCUUUGCGAUGUACCGCGAGUGGCAGGAGGAGAAUGUCAAAAAGCUGAGCCAACAACAGGAAGAGAUAGAGAAUAAGAUUGAAAUUGCAGACGCAUUGGCUGUUAAACUUCAGCAGCGAUUUAAUUAUUCAGUGACAGCCAUGAAGACAUCCUCACAACAUUUAUCUGGAGUUUAUUCAUUGCAGGUAGAGCUUGGGGAACUUAAAGGAAGGUUGACGGAGGUUAUUAGCAACUGUGAUGCAGUGUGCAAGAGAAUCACGGAGGAGGGACCGGAAUCUCUUCGGUCAUCUGUUGAGCCGUUAGUUAUCUGCACAAAACACCUAGAACAGCAAGCUACCUCGUCUGAUUUGCCAACCCUAAGUCUACCUUCUGCCGAAACCAAGUUAGACUGAUCCUGUUUUUAUUUAAUUCUCGUACAGAUACUUUGUAGAGAUUCUGAUUAUAGUGACAUCAGGAAUUAUACGAAACUAUAUUCAUU